AAUUAUUUUAACAGUUAUUUUUAAGCCAGGUUUAUGGUGCUGCAGUAUCUGUUCUAAUGGGGAGUGUUAGAUUAUAUAGAGGCACCUUUAUCAUAUUUCGGAUCAGUUUCAUUCAUAGUCAGAAGAACUUCUAAUUUCUGGAGUUAACGAAGAAGUCAGAGAGUUUCUCUGCGUCUCAAUUACAUUGACGCAGCACAAAGCGCUAAUCUGGAGUUCGGCCCCUAUGCAAGUAACUUGUAUCGAUGUAUUGGGUUCUUUAGCUCGGAUAACUAUAUAUAUUAUAUAUUUCGCUCCUUUAUCUUAAAGGCGGUGUUUUUAUGAGCGUUGCCAAUGUUUAGGAAAGCAAGUAAUUCUUCAUUGGUCAACGCUCUAUCAUUCUGUUACGAAUAGGAUUCUCGCCUAUGUUAUGUUAGACGCUGUACUUAGUAUUACUCAUUCAAACGUAGUAGAGUAAACGUCUAACCGCCUUUAAGGUAAUUCGCAUUCUGUCAUUGCCCGGUCUCAUCUAUUUUAUACCUACUAUAUCAAUUCUACAGUCCUCUUUCCCUUCCUUAUUGUAACUAUUUUAUAAAUUGCGAAUAUCGGGCGGCUCGGCGUGUUCUUUAUUUCUUCUUUCCUUAAUUUUCUGAGUUUGAAAAUUUUAAUUCGAGAAUCGACAGCAACAAAGGAGAAUACUACGAACUACUGAUCGAUAGUCAAUAUCAAAUCUCCAGAGUGAAGCGUAGAACGAGUUUUGAGGAAAGCUUUAUUUCAACUUGGAUAAGAAUAACCGGAUAGCGAGGACAUAGAGGAUCAAGAAGUGAAUCGAGAUGCCUAAUAAAAAGAAAACGCAAAUUAAACCGAGAACUUUUUGCGACAGAUGCCACCGGGUAGGACAUCUCACACGAGAUUGUUUCACGCUUAUGUGCGACUACUGUAAAAGAACAGGACAUGAUAUGAUGGAUUGUAGAUCCUUUGAGAGAGAUAAAAAAUACAUAAUAGAUUCAGCUAGGCAGCGUUACAGAAAAAAUUUUGCAAAUGCUGGUCCACAACCUGAGGGCCAACCUGGUACCAGCAGCGAAAUCAGUACAGAAAUGCAAACCCUAUCAACUGUAGGAGCUUACCGUGAAUAUUUAACAUCUCCUUAUAAAGAUAUUAUCGAGAUCUCAACCCCAGAAUUGAAAGGUGAAAAAGCAAAGAUGAUGGUUUCUAAAAACUGUCCAAUUACAAUGAUAAAAAUAAGUAGGUUAAAGGACGAUGUGACUGCUGCUAAAGAAGUCCUCACUUUAAAGGAUGGAUUCGGUGCUCAGAUUCAAACCAUAUGUGUAAUAUGCUUAAGUAUACACGUAAAUAACAAGACUGUACUACAUCCUUGUCGAGUAAUUUCUGAUGACUUUUACGUAGAGACAGAUGGCAUAUUCGGCUGCGAUUUUAUCGGCAGAGCAAAAAUCAAGGAUGGGAAACAUGUAGAAUUAGCUGGAGUACGAAUACGAUUCAUCCCUAACGAACAUGUACGCGGAGUACUAAGAGUUAAUGAACUAGUGGAUGUUCCAAACGAGGGCUCAGAUUCAGAGACACUAACAGGAUCAAGUAACGAAUUAAAUUCUUAAAUCAGGUAUUUCUCUCGCGUUAUAAUUUACCAAAUAAUAAUAUUAGCCAAAUGAGGUAGGUUAUAGUCUCUAAUAGCUGAAUUUUUUAAUUUUAUAUAGUAAAUGACAAUCUGUCAGAAUUCUAUUUAUAACGUUUUAUUCUAUGUUACUUAUUCUGCUAAACUUAUACCGUUUUCUGAAGAAUUAAUUAAAACAUUCACUUUUAUCUUAUGACAUACGGAUAUGUACUCGAGGAGAAAUGAAGGUUAUCAUUUCUUUUGCAAUAUUUCGACUUUUCAAAACCGUUAUAUAGAUCACAACGGACGUGCAAGCACUUCGGAUGCCAUAUUAUUACAGCAGAAUUGAAUUUAAUGAAAUAAUAUUUAAAAAUGUAAUUCAAUUAUCCGUUCAAUUAUAUAUAUCAUAAGUUAUACGCGAAAACCUAACAUUAUUGAUAUUUAACGGUAUAAUAUUGAUAGAAGUACGUUAAUCUGAUACAUAUUUCGAUUUAUGUAAUAUUUAAACCAGCGCAAUUAUCUGUUAUUUGCAAACACUGCGUGACACAAGUACAAGACUGUUAUAAUUCCGACUGAAGGAAAAUAUAUCAUUUUAAUAACAAAAUUCACAAUAUAGAUUAAUACACAUCUAAAUAUAAUUUAACGUUAGCAGAUUUUCCUGAAAAUACAUAUACAAAUGUAAACUAAUUUAAAAAAGUCAGAUGAUGCAUGAUCAAUUAGCAAACGCUUAACAGAGUUAAAAACAUACAUUUUUGAAAAAGAUAGUACUGCCCCUGCAUAAUUUUAUUACAUAGUAGUUUUACUUAUUUGACUUAUUGUUAUAAGGAUAGCAAUAAUUAUCAUUCAUUCAGCGAAAAGAAUGAUAUGAAUAAGUAAACUGCGAACGUUUAUGUACGAAAAAUGUGAAUAUGUAAAAUUGUAGAUCAACGUAAAAAAUAUCUAAAGUAAGGUAGUCGUUAUAUUUUUUAUAUUUUAAUAUUUUGGAAAGUAAAUCAAAUCUCUAUUUAGAUCUCAGGUAUUUCUUAGUUGCAUUUACAAACAUAUAAACAUGCAUAAACAUUUGUAG
Messenger RNA from Bombus impatiens (common eastern bumble bee), 2651 nucleotides. RefSeq lists its product as uncharacterized. Gene Ontology annotation, molecular function: nucleic acid binding; zinc ion binding. The transcript has 2 exons. Bases 810 to 1589 code for a protein of 259 amino acids. Lineage: Eukaryota; Metazoa; Arthropoda; Insecta; Hymenoptera; Apidae. The record is from RefSeq and is a predicted model, not a curated record.